Mya arenaria is the source of this 8428-nucleotide messenger RNA. RefSeq names its product WD repeat-containing protein 81-like. Gene Ontology annotation, biological process: aggrephagy. Bases 131 to 6094 code for a protein of 1987 amino acids. The record is from RefSeq and is a predicted model, not a curated record. Gene Ontology annotation, cellular component: mitochondrion. Gene Ontology annotation, molecular function: phosphatidylinositol 3-kinase regulator activity; protein binding. The transcript is spliced from 28 exons. NCBI's taxonomy places the organism in Eukaryota, Metazoa, Mollusca, Bivalvia, Myida, Myidae.
GUUUCAUCAUUUGUAAUUAAAUUUCCUCCCCCAUUCUAAAAGUUUCCAGGUGUUUCAGCAAUACGUUCCCGUUUCGAUAUAGUUGAAAUGUCAUCAAACAUUCUUUGACAUAUGAAGAUACCAGUGUAAAAUGGCACAUGAUGGUUCGCUUCGAGAUGUUCUAUUUAUUCCAAAACACCAUCAGAAAUGUGUUUCCCUGUCGAGAUAUAUAUGUCUGGUGCAUGAGGAUUGGCUGAAGAGUUUGCAUCAAAAGACUUUGCAGGAGUGUCCAAAAGCAGCGUUGAUCGGGCGUGAUGAUGCAAGUCUGUUUCUUGCUCCCUCUCACCAAACGCUGCCAAAAUACUGGAAAAGAAUUAGUGUGAAGAUCGUGCAGAAGUUUGAUCAACCAUGCAAACUCUUACGAAAUGGUCCUCUAUGCAACACAAGCCGCGUAACCACAUGCACGGAGCAUCUAGCUCAGACAGCACGGGAAAAUUUCAGUAAUCUUUGGUCAGCUGCACAUAUGCAUUACACAACACAACCAAUGGACACUGUCCACCAUAUGCAGGAUAAGUUCAGCAAUGUACUGCGGAGCUACUUGCAAAGACUGAAGCCAGAAGUGUAUAUAACUCUGCCAGACAACCACCAAAUUGAUGAGUUACCUAGCAACCACACUUGUUACCAUGACAAAAUGUUUGGUAACAAUGCCAUUCCAACCUUUGCUGUGAUAGAGACAAUGUCGACAUUCUAUAUCAUCCAACCUUACAUUGCAUACUCUUUAUGGGACAUAGUGGCCUACAGCCCAGCUGUGUUUGAAAGUUCACAUGCAAAAUGUCUGUUUGUGCUCUACCAGAUACUGCAGGCCAUGCAAUCAUUCCAUAGGAUUGGCUUAUCAGUGGGGGAUUUAUUGUUGGAUAAUGUAAGAAUUGAUGAGAAACUGUGGGUGUAUUGUACAUACCCAAGCAUUCCUGGUUUAUUUAAGGAUGUGUCAGUCAAGAAUCAGGUAGAAUACUCUAGUUCUGUUAUAAAUAUUGGAAAGGAUACCCAAAGCAAUGAUCUGGAAUCAAACUAUACUGAGGAGUUGAAUGUGAGUUCUGUUGAAGGCCUAAUUCAGUCAGGUAGUAUGAGUGAAUGUGACAGUGAAGUAAGAUUAGAGAGAAAAUUAUCCAGACUCAGUGAUAAAGAGAACUUCAUGAUGGAUGCUCUGGAUGUAAUGGACGAGUUCCAGGUUAUAAACCUCAGCCUUGACAACUUGGCAUCCAUUACUGAGCAGUGGGUCCAUUAUAAAAUGAGCAAUUUCCGAUAUCUGAUGUACCUGAACUAUCUUGCUGGUCGUAGGCUAGGAGAUCCAAACCACCAUCCUGUAAUACCCUGGGUCAUGGACUUCACCUCUACCCAUUCUGGACUAAGAGACUUGACUAUGUCAAAGUUUAGGUUAAAUAAAGGUGACAGUCAACUUGACUUCACCUUUGAAGCCAUGGGAGAGAUUGGAGGGGACAGUGAACACAUCCCACAUCAUGUGUCUGAUGUUCUCUCUGACAUCACUUAUUAUUUGUAUAAGGCAAGAAGAACACCUAAACAUUUACUCUGCACAUAUGUUAGAACUAAAUGGGUGCCAAAUGAGUACCCUUCCAGCAUUGAGAGAAUGUACCAAUGGACUCCAGAUGAGUGUAUCCCAGAGUUCUUCACAGAUCCUACUAUAUUUACCUCCAUCCAUGAAGAUCUCCCUGACCUGGAGCUGCCCAGCUGGUGCUCAUCUGCCCCUGAGUUCGUGGAGCGACAUCUCGCCAUGCUUGAGAGUGAACAGGUCUCAUGUGACCUGCACCACUGGAUUGACACUACAUUUGGCUUCAAGCUGAGUGGCUACUCCGCCAUCAAGUGUAAGAAUGUGUACCUGCACCUAGUUGAUGGUCACCGAACGGUCCAAAACCAUGGUGUGGUGCAGAUGUUCCCCCAGCCCCACCCCCACAGGCUUCCCUUUACACACACACUCUCACUCCUCCCCAUCAGGGUACGCAAACCUCAGGACAGAUUGAUUCCCCUGUAUGAGGGCCUGGGUCAUGGACCUGAUCCUUCGAAGCAUGACGCUGAAAGUCUUGUAUAUACAUACAUUGUAGACUACAGGGAUGUAGAGCAUAGUCUUAUAAAGCUUCCAGAUGACUUUGAUCCCACUGCUGCACUGGAUCAUUUGGAGGCUUUGCAUUCAUUCACCUUGAAAACUGCUGACAGACUGCCACCCAACUGUACUGGGAAGAAGAAAGUAGAGAUGAGGUUUACUGAGCUGCAUGAUAACAUGGGAGUGGUAUGGCGGGACAUACAGCAGUUUGCUUGCCUCAUGUGUGAACUGUGUCUCGGGAACCAGCUGCUGGCCCUCACCAGGCAAGCCAGUCUACGGGAGAGGUACAACACCAUUGGGAGACUCUGGUCUCGGGAUAAGGGCAGUCUACCAAGAAUUAUUCACACUGCUGCUGAGAUUCUCUUGAAUCUUGAAAACUUCAAGGAACAAGAUAAAGAAACUGAUACUAGUGGUUUGCUGUUCGAGUACCCCAUGGUGAACAGCCUAGGUCUACCCCCACCUACCCCGGCCCUGCUAGUUCAACCAAGCUGUAAUGUAUUGCCCUUCCCUCCAUACUUUGGUGGGCUGUAUGAGCUCAUCAAUAACAUGAAAAACAUUGACAAGGAUGUCAGCUAUAAACUCAACCAGCUGAAAUCUGCUCGAGAAAAAAAUAAGGUAGAAAAAAUCCUUCUCAGAAAGAAAGUUGAGAUAUUGGAGUUGUAUUUAAGGAAAAACAGUGGUAGAAUAUCAGAUGAAGGGUUUGAGAUCCUUCUACCCUACAUCAGGGACCUGUUUGAGGACCCAGUGACUACUGUGCAGGCAGCCUGGUCCAUCCUGGGACAUGUAGGCAGAGAGCUGGGUCCGGCCCAGCUGGCCAAGAACCUCAUGCCAUGUCUUAUCAGAAUAUACAGUGGUGAAGACUCAACACCAAAACACAUGAAACUCUACCAUCGAUCAUUUCUGGUUCAACUGUUGCUCCAUCUUGGUCUAGAGUCGUUCUUGUCUAAUUUCUCUACCCUCCUGGUGGAAGCUGUGGCAGGAUACAAAAACUUUGUGGUUAUCCCUCAUACCUCACAGGAUGACAUGGAAGAAGAGAAAGAGGAGGAGGGGUUUCCUAGCAACAGUGAUCACCAUAGCAGCCAUCAAGAUGAAGCAGAGGACCAGAUAAAUGAAGAAAUACCUGAAUGUGAAGAAAAUGAUGACGAACAGGAUCCAAUGCAAGUUGAAGAUGAGGAUGUUCGACCGGACCAGAGAGAGGAUGAGCAGCCAGACUACCUUGGGGAUUACGCAGAGGACGAUGAUGUCACAGAGCUGGAGGGGGCAUUCCCUAGCCUCAUUCUGGGACACCACAAUAAGUCUGAGGAUUCCUUCAGUACAGAUAGGAUGUCCCAGCAGAGCUAUGAAUAUGAAGCCAAUAGGGAUGAUGACUCUGGGCGGACUGAUCCCAGCAGUUCUGACAAGGCCUCUGUCCACAGUAUCUCCCACAUUCUCGAUAUGUCAGAGGAUUCUAGCAGGGCCUCACAGGAGCCAGAAGAUACCAGCGAGGAGAGGAAGAUGAAACACAGCCACUCAGUGCACUUUGAAAUGGAAGAGGAGUUGUAUGGGGGUAGAAGUCAAUUAAACACAAGUACUGAACACCAGAAUGAUCAGGAAAAAGCAGAGGUAGUAGAAAAUGGAGAGGAGGAAUCAAAAUUAAGCUCCUUCAUGAUCCGGAGUGAGACGGAUGAGUUUCAGCAGAUCCACUACAGUCACACUAUAAACAUCUGUGACGUUGCUGCUGAGAGUAUUAAAUGGUUAUCACAUCGCCUAGGGCCCCUACUGACAGCCAAGUUUCUCUCCAAGAAUCUUGUCCGUAUGCUGGCACUGUGCUACCUUGCAGAGGAACAGAUAGAACCUGUACAUGAACAGUGUUCAAGCCUUGCCCAGUCCACUCGGCAGGUCCAGGGUGACAGUAAUGCCCACAAGGUGCUUGAGUGUCUCAGCUAUGUGGCCUGUAUAUAUGGGGAGCAAGUCAUACUUAUACAGUACCUACCCUGCAUCACUGACAUGAUCCAUGUAGCCCGGAAACGCCUGACUAUCAGAGCGGAGGCCGGACUGGUGGCUGCUGUAGUCCUGUUACGGAGUAUGCUCCCCUUACUGACGGAUAAAACAUUCAUGCAAGUGCUACUGGACUCUGUGAUACGUGAUGCCUUGAGGCCAAUACUCAAGCUGGUCUCCUCAGCCUCAACAGCUUUCCCGAGCGGUGCUUCCAUGCGCUCCUUGAUCCUGUACAAGAUAAUUGACCUAAUGUACAUCAUAGGCCUGCGACUGGGCUUUGAGAACACCCGAAGGUUUCUCACCCCCACCCUACAGAUGUUCUUUGCCCCAUUUGAUCAGGUGUACUCAACAAUGGACGCGGAUGGGAUGUGGAAAAGUUGCUCCUCAGAAAUACUCAAAGAUGACACAAGUUCAGUGGAUGAGUCGUAUCUAAACAUCAAGAUGGACACUGUCACAAACCAGGUUAUGAUUGGUUCUCCAGUCAACAUCAACACGUCCCCAAGGCCCACAGACCACGUGAAGAAAUGGCGUGCCCCCUGGUUGAACUACAGCCUCACUGAUAUACACACGAUGGAUGACCGAGAUGAGGUAGAUGGGCGGUCGACCAGCCAGGAGAUCCUACUGUCUGAGUUCAGACAGACGUAUAGCCCCGAGCUGGCACUGGCGGCAUAUAUUCCCCUCACAUCCGUGUUUGGAAGUCACCACAUGGAGGGAGCCCUACCCAAUGACGACCUGAUCCGACGGCUGUGUGCCCAAUAUGACAGUGCCCUCUAUAGUGAUAAUAAUGAAGACCCCACUGGUCCAGUUCCAUCAGACAUGAGCCCAGCAGACCUCUCUGGUACACAGGCUGAUACAGAUCUAGGCAGCAAUGUAGCCCUUGUUGGGAACCAGCUGUGUCUACAGGAGGACCCUGCCCCGACCCCAAGUCCGGAGGUGAUCCGCCUUAGACCCCAUGCCAAACACCGAGGCAUCCUUCGUAUUGACCCCGAGGACACCCGUAGUGAUGACCUUGAACACAAAAAUCUCAGACAUUUGAAGGGCAACUGGCUCGCCUACUGGGAACAUGAGCUUGGUCUGAAUGAGAGAGACACACUGUUCAAUUUCAAGCAGAUAAAACUUCAGACAUUCCAAGGCCACACCAACAGUAUUCGAUGUAUAACAAGACUGGACAAUGAGAACUCCUUCAUCAGUGCCAGCAAGGACAAAACAGUGAAACUCUGGUCCAUACAAAGCUUUGGGGAUGGAACAGGGAGAUGCCGGAGCCAAUUUUCAUAUAACCUCCACAAGAAGUCAGUAUUUUCUGUCGCCUACAUGGAGAACCAGAAACUGGUCGCCUCCUGUGAUAGUACAGUCCAUGUGUGGGACCCAUUCACAGGAGACCCUGUGCGUCAGCUGGAAUCACAAAAAUACAGUCCUGUGAUCGCCCUUGCCCCAAUCCCCGGACCCAGCACCGUGGUGGUCACAGCUACUACAGAUAACACACUCAGGUUCCUGGACAUGAGGUCAGCCAGAUAUGCACAUGAAUACAAGUGUGUCAUUGGAUCACAUGGCUUGAUAAGGAACAUAGCAACCAGCCCUGAUGGGUCAUGGGUGGCAGUAGGGUUUUCAGCGGGCGUGAUUUCCCUACUCAGUCUCCACACUGGCAUACUGCUGGGCACAUGGAAGGCCCAUGAUGGCGAGAUAUUACAGUUGAAGGCCCAUAACAAGACAUCAUUCCUGUCCACGGCCUUUGACCUGACCAUGAAACUUUGGCCUGUAGACGGCUCCACCAAGGAACUCUGCAGCUUUAGAGGUCAUACGGAACCAGUCCACUGUGUGAACUUCUACAAGAACCAAAUAGUGAGUGCCAGCACCAGCAACAAGAUAGGGGUCCACACUGCUGUAGACACUCAGGCCAACUUUACCAGCACAAAGCUGCGUAGCGAGGUUUUCAAGGGGGUCCUAACAAGCAUGGAGAUCCUGCCCCUCAACCGGAGCCUGCUGCUGGGAGCAGACAAUGGGCUUAUCAGGCUCAUCUGCUAAACUGACACAAUAAGAAUUCAUAUAUAAUAGACAGUAGUCAGUGUCACAGCAUUUCUCGGGUUGUUCACAUCCAUGGAUGUCUGUGGCUCGCCGCUGAAGGCAGACAAUUUACUUUUGAUCUGCAACUGUAGACGUCAUCUUACCAUGUCUAAGACUUUGGGAUAACACUCAGACUCAGGGUAUCGUUGAUCAGACACGGACUUAUAAGGCCUGUCUAUCAGAUAUAAGAUACAAACCAGUAUAGGUGUCAGUUUGGGAACAAAAGUUGAGGUAGUAAAUUUAUGUUGUUGGCUGAUAGUUAUUAAGAUCUACUUUUUAUGCUACUUAGUAAUAAGGUCUAUAUUAACAUUCUGGCAUGUCUCAUUUUGUACUUGUUUAUGCUUCUAAGUUCUAUGACUCAGUAUAGAUCACAAAGCUCCCAUCCAGAUGCUGUUUAAACUCAACACAUUUCUGGCCAGUUUGGUAAUUUUAGUUUGUGAAUAUUAUAUAACAGAAAUACCUGAUUGGAAAAAUAAGAGCUUGUAAGCUUGUACUCAAAACUUUCCAAUAAUACAUAUUUAACACCUGGUUUACUCACUACAUCUCAUUCUGGUAGCCAUUUUAACUGUCAUGUAAGCACGUGGGACUUGCUCAUGACUAAUUUUAAACAGACCGGAGUGAAAUUAUAAGAGUAAUUACAACACCUGUUCCGCACAGUUUGUUAUUCUGGGCAUUCAAAUUAAGUGUAGAGAUCAUGCUCUCGGCCUCAUUACCGGCAUCUAAGAGUAAUAUUAGUGUUGAGAAAUUUGAUAAGGGCAGUUGUAUUUGUAAGGGCAGUUGUAUUUGGUCAUGAUAUAUAAAUCAACAUCGUUUCCAAUCCAAUAUGUCUGAAAUCAUUAAACCAUAGCUUAAACAAGCACGUCCCUACAGCCUGAAGUUAUGGGUUAGUUAUUCUUAUUAUGAUAUUAUUAAUCUUAACUAUACCAUUUAUUAGUUAGUGUGAACUUCCUGUUUGUAUUCAAGACUUUCAGGAUUUCAUCAAAUGACUUUCUACUUGCCAUAACUGAACGUUCAUAUCAUAUAUGUUGAUAAGUUUGCAUUUUAAUUCUACUAUAUCAAUAUGUUAAGUGCGGGAUUGGUGCAAUAGUGUUGUAUCUGAUGUAGCUUGUGUUGUAUCAUUUUGUUAUAAAGUUAAGGGUAUUUUCAGCAAUAUAAUUACACCAAAGGGACCAAACUUCAGUUUAGGUUGCAAAGGUGUUCAAAAUAUUACACCUUGUCAAAGACAGAUAUAUGCAUGUAUAUAUGUGUAGUUCUUUUUAAUGUUACACUUCUUUGUCAAAGACAGAUAUAUGUGAUGUUUUAAGUGAAAAUUAGUCCUAUGGAGGAAAAGAUACCUUUUCAUCUUUUCAAGGUUUCAUGCCUCUUAAGAAGGCAAUGUUUUACAUAAUUUCGAAAAGGAUCUUGUAUUAAAUUAUACUCAUUGUUAUAAGUUUAUUUGUAAACAUAUCUCUUGGUAGAAGAUUGUUCUUGCUGUUAACUGGAACACGUCAACAGGACUCGUUUUCGUAGACAACCUCACAUACGAACGAUUGUACUUCAAAAUGGUCUGUUAUAAAUGAUAUAACAUGGUAAACUUAACCUAUUUUCUCAAAACCUUUGUUGGAACAUGUCGGUCAAGCCUUAACUGCAAAACAUGAAACUCAUAGAAGUUGAUGGAGUAAUAUUUUGUAUAAUUUAUAGUAUAUACAUCUAAUGUAUACUGGCCAAUAUUUUGACCAUGGAAUUAAGUAAGAACUUAAGUUAUUAAAUAAAGAAUUCAAUUUAAAGUGUCUGUGUUUAUGGGCGUAUAUGUAAUACUAGAAAUGACCUGUAAAAAUAAAUGUGCCAGUGCCUUGAACAUGUACCAAGGGCAGACUACUCUGACAGUUAAAGAUAAUGGUUAGAAGGAAUACAGAAAUGCCUGUAUCUACAGGGGUCAUAUAUUGUGGGGUUACAACAAAGUGAUUGUGUGUACAUGUUAUGGUCUACAUGACAUUUACCAUAUAACAGAACUGUUUUAAGUACCCUUGCAUCUAUGUAUGUGUGUAUAUGUAGUUCUUUCUUGCCAGAUACAACAGUACAUAUAAUAUGUAUAUUAUAUGAAACAUGUACAUUUAUGUGCAUUGUACAUGCAUGCCAUAAUAACUUGAACUAUUCCAAUAUAACAAGGCAACUAACUAUCAACCAAUUUGAUGACAAGUUUGUUUUUAAUGUUUUAUAUUUUGUUUUUGUUUGUUUUUACAUUUGUAUAUUGUGCAAUCAAAAUUCAAGAUGCAAAGAAACAUAAAUAAAUUAUUAUUAAAGAAAUGAAAACUA